Tympanuchus pallidicinctus (lesser prairie-chicken) is the source of this 8483-nucleotide messenger RNA. RefSeq names its product WD repeat domain 45B (gene WDR45B). Lineage: Eukaryota; Metazoa; Chordata; Aves; Galliformes; Phasianidae. Bases 126 to 1160 code for a protein of 344 amino acids. The record is from RefSeq and is a predicted model, not a curated record. Gene Ontology annotation, biological process: nucleophagy; protein localization to phagophore assembly site; protein lipidation. The transcript has 10 exons. Gene Ontology annotation, molecular function: phosphatidylinositol-3,5-bisphosphate binding; phosphatidylinositol-3-phosphate binding; protein binding. Gene Ontology annotation, cellular component: extrinsic component of membrane; phagophore assembly site membrane; cytosol.
CCUUUCUAUCCGCCACGGCUCGGCUCGGCUCGGCUCGGCUCGGGCGGGCUCCCGCGGCGGGGCUUAGGCGGGCUGGCGCCGCCAUGGUUUAAAGUCCCGCGGGAGGAAGCUAGCGGGCGAGAGCCAUGAACCUGCUGCCGGCCAACCCGCACGGCAACGGGCUGCUGUACGCCGGCUUCAACCAGGACCACGGAUGCUUUGCAUGUGGAAUGGAAAAUGGAUUCCGAGUUUAUAAUGCAGAUCCACUCAAAGAAAAAGAGAAACAAGAAUUUCCGGAGGGCGGUGUUGGCCACGUGGAAAUGUUAUUUCGCUGCAACUAUUUAGCACUCGUAGGAGGAGGAAAGAAGCCCAAGUACCCUCCUAACAAAGUAAUGAUCUGGGAUGACCUGAAGAAGAAGACUGUCAUUGAGAUAGAAUUUUCUACAGAAGUCAAAGCAGUUAAGCUGCGAAGAGAUAGAAUUGUGGUAGUCCUGGAUUCCAUGAUUAAAGUUUUCACAUUCACACACAAUCCCCACCAGCUGCACGUCUUUGAAACCUGCUACAACCCUAAAGGUCUCUGUGUCCUUUGUCCAAAUAGUAAUAAUUCCCUCCUUGCGUUUCCUGGAACACACACUGGGCACGUGCAGAUCGUGGAUCUGGCCAACACAGAGAAGCCUCCCGUGGACAUACCUGCUCACGAAGGCGUCCUGAGCUGCAUAGCAUUAAACCUGCAGGGAACAAGAAUUGCAACAGCAUCAGAGAAAGGGACCCUCAUAAGAAUAUUUGAUACUUCAUCAGGGCAUUUAAUCCAGGAGCUACGCAGAGGAUCACAGGCGGCCAAUAUAUACUGCAUUAACUUCAAUCAGGAUGCUUCCUUAAUCUGCGUAUCCAGUGACCAUGGCACAGUACAUAUUUUUGCUGCAGAAGACCCCAAAAGAAAUAAGCAGUCAAGUUUGGCCUCUGCCAGCUUUCUCCCUAAGUACUUCAGUUCCAAAUGGAGUUUCUCCAAAUUUCAGGUUCCCUCAGGCUCUCCGUGCAUUUGUGCCUUUGGAACAGAGCCAAAUGCUGUCUUAGCAAUAUGUGCAGAUGGCAGCUACUACAAGUUCUUGUUCAACCAAAAAGGGGAAUGCUCAAGGGAUGUCUAUGCUCAGUUUCUCGAAAUGACCGAUGACAAGCUUUGACUGAAGUGAGGGAGUGCACAGGUCAAAGUACUGCCUUGGCUAUUCUGCAUCUUUGGGAGGACAGUAUAUGAAUGUCCAAUGCUGAUCAAGAAGUUUAGCAGACCUCAGUGAGAAGCCUGGCCCACCACGAUCGGAACAAGCUCUGAAGUAGGGGACUACAUUUGUUUAUUCUCAUUUCUGCAAGCUUUCAUCAUUAAAAUCUCUUUGGAUUACUGUCAUCAAUUCAAGUUUUCAAGUUGUGGCUUUCAAAAAGCUUGUGCCUAUUGGGUUUCUCUUUAAACUGUGAAAUGACUUCAGUUAAAACACGAGUGCCUGCCACACUGAAAGAUCUGCAGGGCGCUGUGCAAAUGUCAGGACUAGCCUUAGAAAAAGGGAUGUGAAAGCAGAAGAUUUUAGGCAGUGCCGGAAGUGGGGGGCAAUACUUCCACUCAAACCCAAAUAUAACUCCACCAGCCGGGCUACAAAAGGACUUCAGCCUUUCCCCUUUCCCUGAACACAUCUCAGUGUACCAGAGGAGAGGUGCGUAGCCAGAAAAGACUGGAGCUUGAGCCGUGUUGGUUGGCUGGGGGUCGUCCUGUGGCUGCAGCCCACUGCUUGUGUCCACCUGCCCACAGUGGCUGAGUUGAAUGAUCAGCACUAAUGGUCAAAAGGUGCCAAACUGUACAUAGUAGCUGAAGGCACAUUUAGGCAUUUGCUGACCCAACUAACCUCUCCUCAGUGCGUGGAGCAAGCAGCCAGGACACGGGCAUGGGGAACUCCUGCAGCUGUAGAGGCAGUUCCUUCUGUAAGGGAACAGCCGUUCCAGGUUCAAAAGGAAAAACCACCACCCGUGGUCCUGCUGUCACAGCUGUACAGAUUGCUUGGAAAAUUCCUGUACUUCAACUGGAAGAGUGGAGUGGCUGCUUACGCAUCCAGCGCAAUACAUGAACCAGGUGGCACAGAGCAGCUGCUCUGCACUGGCUUUAAAUGUGCAAAGUUGUUUUUUUUUCUUUGAGAUGUUGUACUGCAUUACGUUUACCUUAGGAGGGGUAGGUUAGAAUAAAUCAGUUGCAAACUCUUUCCCCAGGUUGUGCAGCAGUUAAGAUUUAAUGCUGGGUUAAGGCACAAAAUACUAAACUAGGAACUGAAAUAGACACAAGCUCUCGGCACUUGGGGGAGGGAAGUCUUGCUCUUCUGAAAUUUAAUUUCACAGAUGCUUCAAAUCUGACAUCCCAGUUCACAUUAAGAUUGUUUAGGUGCAGACUCUCUACAUUUGACAGUUUCUUUUAGUGUCAUGUAACAUACUGAGGACUAACUUCUACGCAGACUUCGAUGUCAAGGUUGCAUGUUGCUUUUAUGUGUAUUUAAUCACAAAUUGUUUUGCACACUUAUUUGUAAUAUGUUAUUUCUUUUAAAUAAAAGUGACUAAUUUUGCUGUACUCACGAUCACACCCAAAGUUCCUAUUGCUGCAGGCUUUAGGGAAUAUUUAGCUGAGCAAACAGUGCUGGAUGGUAGAGGACAAACAGAUUUGUGCUGCUUGGAGCCUGGUAAUGCAGGCCAUGAAGUGCAGAGAUUGCUGCCUAGGAAAUGCUGCUAUUUAUACCAGAAAGAGACCAUCUCAGCACCAGUCCCACUUCCAGUGCAAACCAGUGCUGUUCUGGAUCCCUACUGCAUCACUGUUUACUGCACCAUCCCUAUGUGCUGCUGUUCUGAAGCUCACCCUUAACUGCUGCAUUAGCAGAAUGACUGGACUGCGGUCUCCCAGGAGCAGGGCAGGAAGCCAUCAGAAACUGUUCUGUAAGGAUGAUCCUUUCCCUCUGCCUCAGCAACAUGCACUGCAGAGAGCUGCUCGUGCUCAGUCAGCUGCACAAAGCAAGGAAAUGACUUUAACUAAACACGAAGCCUUCUGCACACUGCCUUGAAGGUUUCACCUCUCAUCAUCUACUGAAGCACCAUCCCCUGACCUUCCAUUCAAUCAACCAUAGCGGUGACCAGAAAGACUAUGAGCAGACUGCCUGGAUAAUUAAAGCUCUUCCAAACAUAAAAUGUUCCCUGUUCUGGUGUGACACCAACUACAAACCCAAACACUGACAAACUGACAACUGAAUCCAUAGCACAUGGCUAAAUAUACUGACUGCAGUGCCACGGCCUCGUUCUACAUCUUUACAGCCAUUGAAAAUGAGUUAAAAAUAGGUCUUCCCACCUGCUGCAGGCUGCAGGCUGCUCAGCCAGUGCUUCCUUACAUCACUUUUGGGCGCAGAACAUGAAGUACAUCAUUCUAACUGAAAACGAUUGCAGUAAAAGCAAUACUUGAUCAACGUACCUCUACAACCACAUUAACAGUAUUUUAGCUGCUCUCUCCAAAAGGUUGAAGAACGAGACCACGUCUCCACCCUGCUGAUUUAUUUACGGUACUGCACUGCUGAAGCAUCCAGUUACACUGAAGCUCAGAACUAACAGUGGCACCAGCACAGCCCCCUGCGCUGCCUCACAGCGACACUCACCCGUGUUCCAGCUCUGACAAAGACACGCUCUGGUCCUCCUGGGCAGGCUGUCAGGACUUGCUUUGUUCACAUGGAGGAGCACGCAGUGAACACAAGGCAACUGAAGGACCAGAGUGAGCAACCGGCUCCUUGCGAGCAAGGCAAGCAGUCAGAAGUCUGUUCUACGUGACAAAAGAGGAUUAAAUACAUUUCAAAAUGACAAAUUGUCAGCUGGAGGUGAGCAUCACCAUCCACAGAUCCAAUAGCUUUUAUUCCUUUCAGUGCAGCUGCCUGUGGUGCAGGCUGCAUCUGCUGGCAGUCAGGAGUAAGGUGCACAUUUGGUCAGUCUAAAGUUACCGCUAUUCCUGAAAAGCAGCGUUUCCACCAGCAGCAGGAUUUCAGUUACUGUCAUCUUAGGUUUUGUCUGUUAUUUACACGUAACCAAACACCACCUCUUCCUCGUUUUCUUCUCUCUUUCCAUAGUGGCUGUGUCACGCCACUGUCCUGAAAGGAAAACUAGAUUAGCAAUUAAUUUCCAGGUAAUUCCAAGUAUUUGCCAGCAGGCACCAGAAGCCACAGCCACAUCUGUGCCAAAAUCCAAUCCCUGAGCUACCGCCGCUCUCUGGCUGCAUCCCUGACCUCAGCACCAAAUGCCAGCACGGGGUUCUCAUGGAUUAAGAUGAGGAAAGAUAGGGAGAAAAAAAAUUAAAAAAAAGCAGGUUGGGCUUGAACAUUAGCUGGGAAAGAAACCAGCUGCACAAAGAUGAACAUGGCGGUUAAAGCAGGCCCUGCACUUCCCAACUUCAGAUGCUCUCUUUAUCGAUUAAUUUUGUGUCAGGCUUUGAAGCAAAACAAUCAUUUCAGGAAGCUCCACAGACCUAGGCAAAAUAUUACAGCUUAUUAUUAUGUAAUAAACGAAGGCCUCACUCUACAUACCAAGCAACUGAGGAUUCGCAGUAAGAAUGUUAUACCAUGUAGUUAAGACAAGUACAGAAAGGUUAAUGGAAGCACUGGAUGUGGUGUAAAUGCUGCUGCGUAUCUAUCUCACAACUAUCAAAUUCACACUAUCUAAAUCAAAGUCUGUAUCAGUGACUUCCAACCUCUUCCAACCAAAACUUACCUUUUUUGGGAAACCAGAAUCAAUUUACAACAACAUUCUAACACAGACUGUUACCUGAAGUUCCACUUAUGGAGUGAGGUAAUUGUAAAAGCUCCAAGUUUAAAAUGAACCUGCAUUACAAAUACCAUCAAAGGGAACAUAGAAGUCCUCCCAGCUUUGCCUCCCAGCCAACAGCGUGCGCUGCAAAGCACUUCCAAAGCAGGAGUGCUCUCAGGUGUGAGAGGGAAUAGCAUCAUAUUUACCUGCACCAUCAGAAGGAAGGCCGGCACGAGGAGGGCUGCUGCUGUUGUGCUUCACAUGCUGAGAUAAUUGCAGAGGGUGGGCGAGGAGACGGUGCAGCAACUCCAAACUGAGACAACGCACUGACCAGAAGCAGCUUUUCUUCCCAGCCCAUCCACAGCCCUCUGGCUCUCAUGGAAGACUCAGCGUUGCUUUGCUGUAUGAGACACCCCACAACCCCAUGACGACAUCCAGCACGAGGACAGAGCUGUCACACCCAAAGGCAAAGAUGUCAUCUGUCCAGAUGCCGCCUCCUUCCCCAUCCCCACAUUGGUGCUGGCUGCAUCUGGGGCCACAACACAGAAACAAACCGGGUGGGAAGGCUGGGAGCUACGUCACGGAAGGACACAACAUGCUGGCAGUGCAGAUAAAGGCAUCUGUCACCAGAAUUAGAUGCGUGGUUGGGUCUGCUGUAUAUCAGAAUUCUGAAUCUGUUUUAGAAAGGGAGGGGCAGGGAGGAAAGCAACCAGACACGAUGAAAAUUAGAUCAGAUUCCUGAAUCUUUUACACCUUGCAGCAAACCCAAUGACAGGCAAUGAAAAUCAGGGCAGCUCUAAAGAAAAUUAAGCUGGGUUGUUGUUUCUUUGUUUUUUAAGUUGUCCUUAAAUUCCAAUUAGAACACUGUAUGUUGUUUGCUUACACCCAACCAUUUUCAAGGACUACACAUAAGCUUUCAGCAGAUGGAACACCAAACUGGCUGCGCAGGAGCACAAAAGGAAAUCACACCAAGCACUGCAAAACAUACAAGUUAACAGACAGGUGACAUCAACCCUAGAGAGGUCAAAUCUUCAUAAGCAAGAACCAUCUCAAGAAAUUUUCUGUUUGCAAAAGAAAAACCACAUUGAUUCCAGGAGUCCAUGGCUGAGAGCAAUUUCAGAAAGGUCAGGAGCAUCAGCUGAAACACAGCCGUGUGACAGCUGCGCCAUUCAGCCUGCAAUACCGCGUGGGAAGCACUGCUGUACCAACGAGGGGAAGCACACAGCUGCAUACACAGCAGGGUGCAACACCCUGGAACAGCCCCACUGCCCAGCCUGGUGCCAAGCGAGGCAGAGGAACCUGCACCCGACAAACAGACGAGAGAUGAUCCCAAAGGUCAGCAUCACCACAAACACGGCGCUGUACGGAAAAGGUGAGCGGUCUUCUCCUAUUGCACGGCUUUACUGAAGGGUUUCUCCAUCCGAGCAAAGCUCCAAACCCCACACAACCAAUGUGUGCCACCAGCAGCACUACAGAACGGGGCCCAAAGCACAUCCACACAUCCCUGUGCUCAGAGUCCCAGCUGCUGCCACACCAGCAGCGCUUCCUCAGCGCCGCCGGCAGCCUCUGCACCGUCAGCACGACGUUGCACGUGUUGCACGGUUGUCAAACACACUUGUUGAGUCAUUCCAACUUAGUUAAUUUGCUGAAUAAAAUUUAAUUUUAUUUAAAAAAAUCUUAUACACUAUUAUUCACCUAGCCCUAGUUGUGAACAGAUUCUCACUUCUGAAAAUAAACCACAUUCUAAUCGAUUCAUUCAACACCAAAUUAAAUUACUAGUACUGGAUUUUGUUUUCUUAAAAAAAGUAUGUUAAAACUUUACUUUUUUAUUUUUAAAACCUCUAAAGAAAAUCUUGCAGUUUUACAGAAAUGGUUUUUUUUCAGGUUACGCUCUUUGUUUUAAAUGCCUGUUAUAAAUUCAGCUUGUGUAGAGUUCUGUUGUUGGUUUUUUUAAAUAGAUUUUUAAUAUGUAUUAUCUGCAGAGACAUCAUUGUAACAGUUCCAUUUUGUGGAUGAACACAAAACUUGUACAGAUUUCUCGUAUUUGGUCUUUAGGUAAAUAGUUCCAAAAGCUGCCUCAAUAAACCACUCCAAACUGUUCAGUCCGUCGAGAAAACACAGUUCUUUUCCUUUCGUAGCGGAAAAGGAAAUAUAAAUAAUGCAUCAUUAUUACAGAAAGUGACAAAAAUCAGGUUCAAAUCAAGCCAGCUGUGCAGCGCUCACUCACCGUGCUGCGAGAAGAAAUAAGACAUGAUGUGAACUGAAGACUGAACAGCAGCCUCGCGCUCAGCUCGCGUUUUUUACUGUAAAGUGGAAUCUAUUACCACAAUUAAAGUGAGAAAUUGCCACUACAUUUUAAAAUGUUCAACUGCAGAACACACACUUAAGUCUUCUUUAUUGUAAUCAUUCGGUAGCCACUGUUAGAAAACCACAACAGCUACUGUGGAUGGAGACCCGGGUCAGUGUUUGACAUCAGAAGUGUUACGGAGAAAACUGGUCAGAUUAAUUCCUACAGAUGGGUGCUUAAGCUUAAAAAUAUCGAAUAUACCUCUGACAAGAUAAUUUUAACUCUCUUUUUAAAAGGACUCGUGAUAAAGAAUUUUAUCUUUUCUAAAUGAAGAACAGUCUGUUAUCUUAAACAUACACAAUAUUAAGCGAGACUCUCGUUUUACUUUAGACUGGAAAAAUAUGCCAGGGACAGUCAAAGUCAACACAAAGUAACAAACAGCAAAAGGUAGCAGAGAGAGAAACAGAUAAGUGCAGCUCUGGUCAAAUUCAUAGCAGUUCUUUACGUCAGUUAACGGCUCAUUUACAUCGUAAUUUCUAAUCAGUUACAUGCAAGCCCAAAGAAGCAUUUGAUCACUACACAUGGUAAUAAAAUUUGAUUAAAUUUAUCAGGCAACUGCUAAAAUAUGAAAAUUUGCAGAUGUAAUAAAGUAGCUUUAUCUGAACUUUAAGAGGACAGACAAAAGUAAAUCAUUCCGUCGGUUAAAAAAACCCUACAUUCAGUUUUUUACCAAACAAAAUUUCACAUGAAAAGUAUUGUGUGAUUCCAAAGUUUCCGGAGUAGAAAUGGAGUGAUUUGAAAUGUCAAAGACCCCAUCGUUUUGCAAAGAAAUGAAAAUACACCUCAAAAAUUUCUAAUUCCACAUGUGAACAACAAAAUACUGCAUAUCUACCAACAACUGCAUUGGGUAGGUCAUUAUGAAAGGCUAGCUGCCAAGAUGUAGGAAAUGGCUCCUUGCCUCUGUUCCCUUUGAGGAAUAUACAAUCGUUUGAAACCAGUUCACACUAAGCGCUUAUCAUGCUGCCGUUACACUGAGAUGCUCAGUCCUUAAAAUCAUCUGAUAAAGACUUUUUUAAAGCUGCAGCCCUCCCCAGCACUGUACUUCUCAGCGCACACAGUUCAUAGGGGCAGGGAGGAGCGGGGUCACAGCCUCUGGAACAACAUGUUUUGCAGUUUGACUUUAAGUUACCAAGUUUUAAGGCCACCUGUGUUGGUUUAUUUUUCAGUGCUGAACGUUGAAGUCUGAUCACAGGGCCCCUUUCCCCACUGCGUGAGAACAUGUUCCAAGAUUUUAGGUGUUAUAUUUAAGUGUCUCCUUUUGGCACCACGGAGUUUGUUGUUGGUUUUUUUUUUUUUGUGUGUGUUUUUUUGUUUUUGUUUGUUUAAAAAAAAAAAAAAAAAGAAAGAAAGAAAGAAA